AUGUAUAAAAAAAAUACUAAAGGUAGAAGAAAAAGAGGUACUGGAGCUAGAGGCGGUAGAGGUAGAGGAAAGUUUAAUUAUAAUCAACAGUCACAUUUCAACAAAAAACCAAGGUCAGAUGGAAAUGCAGCUGACGAUUUUUUACCUCUAGUUGGCGGUGGUGAUUUAUCUAAUCCAAAUGCAAUUUCAGAUCUUUACUUUGGGAAUAUAAAUUCGGCACCAAAUUCAAUGAAAAUGGCCGCAUUAGGCAGGAGAAGGUAUAAAUCAGGACAAUUUCCCAAUAGCGAUGAAGACAUGAACACAAAAAAUCUUCCUUUAAGAAAAAGACCUAUGAUUUUUGUUAAAUCUAAAGAAAUAUAUGAUCCCUCAAAAGAUUUGAUUGAUUUAUUAAUAACAAAAAACAAUGCAAAGAAUAAUUACCAAGGAACUCUAGAAACUAAACCAAACGAUGCUGUUGAAUCGCAAGCAACAAACCAAGUUGUUGAUAAACUGGAGGUUGUAGAAAACGGCGAAGAUGGAAGAAACACUGACAAAAACAAAGAUGAAAAAUACAGUUCAGAUGAGAACGAAGAGCUACUGGAAGAAUAUGAUAACACUUCCUCUUCAGAUGGGUACGUUUCAGGAGAAGAUCUCUAUAAUUAUGACAUAGAUCAUGAGAAUGAAAAUAUUUUGCCUCAAGAAAACAUAUUUUUCGUUGAUGGACAGGGUACGAAUAUCAAUAUAGAAAACAUACCCGAAACCAUAGUAGGAGAUGAAAAUGAAAAAAUAAAGAAUACCGAGUUUCAAGAUACACUUAAAAUUGGGAAAGUCCAAUUAAAUUUAGUUGAAAAUGGUGAGGAUGUAGAACUUAUACCUUUUAAGAAGAAAAUUAAUAUCAAUAACGAAAAAAAAAUUGAUUUAGACACUAAAAUGAAUAGAUUAAAUAUAAACGAGUUUUUUGAUAAAGAUGAGAAAUCAAAAACUCAGAAAGAUACUGAAUACAAUAAUACUACACCUAAAAGCGAAAACGAAAACGAAAACGAUGAACCUGAAUUUGGGUUUUUAGAUGCAGAUUUUGUUGCCAAUUCUUCUGAGAUAGAAAUAACAAACAUAGCAUUGGGUGGCGACUUUCAAAACAAUAUGUACUACACGAAAUCUUUCAAAUAUUUUGGCAAUUAUAAUUUCCAUUGGGUGGACACAGAUGUUGUGGAAGAUAUAUUAGGAGAAUUGGGAUUACCUGAAGAAAGAUAUGCCUCUUAUUUUGGAUUCAUUAAAGAUAAAUUAGUUAAACCUGAGGAAGAACCCCAGCCAACUUAUUCCGAUGUUUACAUUUCAGAAAGUGGAGAUGAAUAUGAUAACAGUGAGUAUUUUGUUAAUAGAAACUUUGAUUAUAUUCCAUCAGAUCACGAAGAGGAAAUGUACUCAAAAGAGAUUACCGAUGAUAUGAGAGAAGGAUUGGAGGAUCUAAUCUCUUAUAGUACUGCUUAUGAGGGAGACAGGAAUAUGGAAUAUGAAUCCCAUAGUAUAGCAACUAAGGGGAAGGGGAAAAACAGGAAACUUUUUUUUGACAAUAAUUCAGACAUGGACGACGAACAAAGAUUAAUUUUGCAAUCAAAAUUUUCCUUAAGAUUAGACCGCAAGGCCACCAAAAGAAAGACAAAAAUAGACUAUCUCAACGAAGAACAUAUAAAUUCUACGGAUUUAUUACUCAAAUACCCAUAUGGUAUGCAUGUAGAAAAUAUUAAGGAUGAAUUCAAAAGCUAUCUUAGUAGACCUAAUCAAGAAUUUUUGGUAUUUCCACCUUUUGAUUCGCAUGGAAAUCAAACUAUUGUUAAAUUUUCGAAACAUUUUAAUACAAAGGCGCAGACAAGAAGAAAGGGAAAAUCAAGUAGUGUAACUGUUCACAAAAGUAAAAAAACAAACAGGAAAUCACCCAAUUACGGGUUGAUAGAUCAACUAUGCAGACAAAGAAGGGUUUUUAUGAGAUCUGAUACAAGGGAUCCGUCAUUAGCAGCCCAAGACAUAGACGAUGAAAAUCCUAAAAAGCACAAGUAUCAUGUUAGAGAGGGGGAAAUCAUUGGUGAAAAUGCCCCAGAGAUUUCUCACGACAACAUUGGGCGUAGACUAUUAGAAAAAUUGGGCUGGAAGCAUGGCGAAGGUCUUGGUAUUCAUGGCAAUAAAGGUAUUGUUGUACCGUUGCAAGUAACCGUGAAAAAAACCAAGAAGGGGUUAGGUCAUGCUACAAAAGAACCUUAA
Molecule: messenger RNA, 2235 nt
Organism: Saccharomycodes ludwigii
Lineage: Eukaryota; Fungi; Ascomycota; Saccharomycetes; Saccharomycodales; Saccharomycodaceae
Gene: SQS1
Product: Sqs1p
Exons: 1
Coding region: 1-2235 (744 amino acids)
Molecular function (GO): nucleic acid binding
Source: RefSeq, a predicted model, not a curated record